UUUGACAUUUUAGUAAAUAGAUUCUUGAAUAUAAUAAUUUUGAAAUAAAAAAUAAAAAUUCUUGAUUGAAUGAUAAGGCGAUGGAAGUAACUAAAGAACCAAGCUUCCAACUCUUGAGUUCCAAAGAUUUCGCGCCUGAUAAAUAUGUAAGGGACUUAUCUCAAAGUUAUGUGGGCGGAUCAGAACUGCAAAAUCUCCGAAAGAAAAUACAGGCUCUAUCAGAGGAAACCAGCAAUAACCUUAAACGAAAUGUCUACCAAAACUACGUGCAGUUUAUAGACACUGCUAAAGAAAUAUCACAUCUUGAAAGUGAAAUGUAUCAAUUAUCACACCUGCUUUCGGAACAAAAAUCUUUGCUCGGUGCCUUAUCUACCACCUCGAUUUUAGAGGACAGCGCCCCUAUAAAUAUUGAAAGGGAAAAUAAAGUGGGUGAGAAAGAUAUAGAGGAAGAGAAUAAACAAAAAAUAGCUGGCAUUUUAGAAAAAGUGGAAGGAUGCAAGGAAUUGUUAGAAGUGCCUGGUCGCACAUUUUUAUAUGAAGGAGAUCUGCUGGAAAUUGACCCGACGGAAAACACGGCCUUAAAAACCGUUCAUGUGUACUUAUUUACGGAUGGAUUUAUGAUUACGACUAGAAAUCCAAACAGUCGUGGUUUGAUGAAAUAUGUUUACGAAGUGAUGUACGAUCUCAGUAGUUUAGCUGUGGUCAAUGUUAGAGACUUGGGGAAUGUAAAACAUGCCUUCAAACUUCUGAUAUUCCCGGACACUCGAGUUUUUCAAUGUUCGUCGAAUUCAAACAAGAAAGAAUGGUUGGACAAGUUUGACCAAGCUAAAAAGACAAGAUUGGCGCAGGAGCAGCAAAAGAGGGAGUCUAUCGUGGAAAAGUCCCCCUCUCGUUCGUUGUCUAUGGAAUCUCCAAGUCUAAAUCCUUUCGAUGAUGCGGAAGAGGAUUCAGGGACGAUACAUCCCGAAUGGUUCAUGGACAUUCCGGAAGAAUUGGAUGUUUGCGUAGCUCAGAGACAUUUCGAAGACGCCCUUACGUUUCUACAGAAAGCCAAGGACUACAUCAGCCAAUUCGUUGCUACAAACACUCAACCGGAUCAAGUUGUGAUCGACAUCCAACGCAAAGUUGAACAGAGGCAAAACAACUUGACGGAAGUCCUGAUGAAGGAGCUGGAAGUAAACCCUGAUAAAUCCUUGCAAGGCGGUCUGAGAGCCGCUAGGAGAGCCGUACGACUUCUCAACCAACUAGGACGAUCCACUCAAUCCUGCGACUUGUUCCUCAAAUUGUGUAGCAGCAUGUUGAAGACGCAGUGUAAGCGGGUCAAGAGAGAGGGCUCCACCACCAUGUACGUGAGACACUUGUCCAGCGUGGUGUUCACUAACAUGUGUCAUAUGUCGGAUGAGUUCCUGAGGGCAUUCCCGGAUUCCCCUAGUUGCGCGUCAGCUUACGUUGUAUGGGCUAGCGGGGAGCUGUCGCUCUUCACCACUCACUUCGCUAAGCAGGUGUUUAUGCCCCAAACGUCUCUCUCCACCAUAACGGAAUGCGUGGUUAUGGUUAGAACGCAGUGCGAAAGGUUAUGCACGUACGGAGUUGAUUUAUGCUACCAGUUAGACGGCGCUCUAAGAUCCCCUCUAACCCGAGGCCUAAGAGAAGCCAGAGAUAAGCUUAUAGAUUCUAUUAAACUGAGAUCGCUCGACGACAAAUGGAUUCCCAUGAAUUUGCACUCAAAAUCGGCCGUGGCGAGGUGCCUCCAGGAACACUCUAACAUGGGCCUGGAGCUGAGUUCUUACAUCACCGGUGAUACCUGGAUACAGCUUACGGCAAGCACUUUAUCUUUCACAAAGAUGUUCUUGACGUUGUUGGAGGACUGCAUGCGGUUGAAAACUACGGAAUUGAUAUUCACCAUCGACGAAACGUUGUACAACGUGUUUGAAGCGCAGAUCAGGCAUACCGAGAAUUCGCUUAGAAACGAGUUGAACCAAGACCAUAGGCAGUUUGUUGUCAGAAAUGCGGAUUUCCUGCUCGACACAGUUAUAAACGUGUCGCAGAAGAAAUACAAGGACGCCGUGGGGUACGAGUGUCCCAGUCUUGCGAAACUUCGGAAAGAAUACUCUGCCAUAACAAGGGGGGUCUCUCCCGCAGUCCGAAGCACCAAAACGAAGUAUUCCUCAGAGUUUUUGUAAAAUACGAGUCGAUUAUAGAAUGUACCAUUAAAUAUUUUGUUACAGUGCUCAGUUUUCCAUGUCGCCUUGUAUUAGCUAAUAAAAAUUGCAAAAAAAAUUGAAAUUUGAAGAUUAUUUGGAAAUU
Messenger RNA from Anoplophora glabripennis (Asian longhorned beetle), 2307 nucleotides. Its product is annotated as exocyst complex component 8. Gene Ontology annotation, biological process: intracellular protein localization; Golgi to plasma membrane transport; exocytosis. The transcript has 13 exons. NCBI's taxonomy places the organism in Eukaryota, Metazoa, Arthropoda, Insecta, Coleoptera, Cerambycidae. Gene Ontology annotation, cellular component: exocyst. The record is from RefSeq and is a predicted model, not a curated record. The coding region runs from base 81 to 2183 and encodes 700 amino acids.